Molecule: messenger RNA, 1239 nt
Organism: Aspergillus fumigatus Af293
Lineage: Eukaryota; Fungi; Ascomycota; Eurotiomycetes; Eurotiales; Aspergillaceae
Product: NAD(+) diphosphatase
Biological process (GO): NAD+ catabolic process; NADP+ catabolic process
Cellular component (GO): cytosol
Molecular function (GO): NADH pyrophosphatase activity
Source: RefSeq, a predicted model, not a curated record
AUGCCCAACGGUCCCCAGAUCCCCGCACCCGCCCAUAUACUGGCUGACUCAAUGCUCUCGCGGCAUUUUGGAAGAGAAACGGUGAACUACUUUUCUAGUUCGCCUCUAAACCGUCUCUCAUUCUUGCGCUCUGAACAUCCGUUCCUCUCGGCCGCCCUUAAGCACCCGUCUACUCGCUUUGUACUGUUGAAAGACCUUGCGCCUCUCACCAAGAGUCCUUCUGAACUCUAUUACGCAAAGUAUGACGAAGUACGGAAACUUGUGCCCGAGAACUUCUUCGACAAGUCCGAGGAGGAGAUGAUCAAGCAGUUUGACUCGCGAAAGACAAGUGCUCAGCUCAUCUUCCUGGGGCUGGAUGAAACGCGGAAACAGGAUGGUCUGGCUUGGAAAAUCUACACCGGAGCCCCCUAUUUUGCUUUGGAUGUAACGCCGAAAGGUUCAGAGGAGCAGCAGGCCAACGCAAAGGACAUCAUCAGCACAGUGGUGGCUAAAGGCCUCAGCUUCUACCAGUCGAGAGUGGUGAUGACUUUCUCGGCGGACGAGGCUGCCAUUUAUGCGCAGGCCCGUGCGCUCAUUGACUGGAACACUCGGAAUACAUUCUGCGGCACCUGCGGUUACCCUACGCUUUCCGUCAAUUCGGGGACGAAACGGGCCUGUCCGCCGACGGAUGUUGCUCUCGCAGAACAAGGAAAGGGGCGACCUGAGUGCAACACUCGCACAACGUUGUCAAACCUUUCCUUCCCCCGCACUGACCCGACAAUCAUUGUCGCCGUCCUCUCAGCCGACGCGAAGCGGAUUCUCCUCGGCCGCUCCAAGCGCUUCCCGCCGAACUGGUACUCAACACUGGCUGGUUUUAUUGAGCCCGCAGAAUCGGUAGAGGACGCUGUUCGGAGAGAAGUGUGGGAGGAAGCUGGCGUCACACUUUCGCGUGUCGUAAUUCACUCAUCUCAGCCAUGGCCGUAUCCGGCUAAUCUUAUGAUCGGUGCGAUUGCUCAGGUCAGCGAUCCAGAGCAUGAGAAGAUUAGUCUGUUGCAUGACCCUGAGCUGGAAGAUGCAAAGUGGUUCGAAAUCCAGGAGGUCGAGGAAGCCUUAAGGGUUGGGACAAGUGCGUUGGGAGAGACGCCUGGGCCCGAAUACAAGGGUGGAUUGAGACUUCCUCCUCCUACCGCCAUAGCUCACCAGCUCAUAAGGGCAGCCAUCACGGGAGACUACAUCAUUUCGAAAGAAUCAAAGAUGUAG